Messenger RNA from Gigantopelta aegis, 885 nucleotides. RefSeq names its product protein ALP1-like. The coding region runs from base 1 to 885 and encodes 294 amino acids. The transcript has a single exon. The record is from RefSeq and is a predicted model, not a curated record. NCBI's taxonomy places the organism in Eukaryota, Metazoa, Mollusca, Gastropoda, Neomphalida, Peltospiridae.
AUGUCCCCCGAGAUGUUUGAUGAGCUGCUAGCCAGAGUGGGGCCCAGGAUCACCAAGCAACAAACCUGGCACAGGGAGCCCCUGGAGCCUGGCAUGAAGUUUGCCCUGACUUUGCGUCACCUUGCCUCUGGGAGCAAGUAUGCCUCGAUGAAGUUCGGUUGGAGGGUCCCUCACAACACCCAGUCAUUCCUCGUCCGAGAAGUCUGUCAAGCCAUCAUCGAUGAAUACAUGGACGAGGUGAUGAUUUGCCCCACCACUCCUGAUGGAUGGCGUACCAUUGCUGACAAGUUCUAUGAAAAGUGGAACUUCCCCCAUACAUGUGGGGCACUUGAUGGAAAACACGUUGCCUGCCGGUGUCCUCCAGAGACUGGGUCCAUGUACUACAACUACAAAGGAUUCUACUCCGUUGUUCUGAUGACGCUUGUAGAUGCUGACUACAAAUUCAUCUGGGCAGAUGUCGGUGGUACAGGAUCAGCAUCAGACGCUCAGAUUUACAAUGACUCUGAGCUGAGGGAAUGCGCUGAAGAUGGUACCAUAGGUUUCCCUGACCCCGAUCCUCUUCCCAACGACUACCAGGAUGUGCCCUACUUCUUCAUCAGCGACGAUGCCAUCGCCCUACGACCGACCAUGAUGGAGCCGUACAGCCUCCGGGGUCUGACGAAUGAUGAACACAUCUUCAACUACAGGCAUCCUGGCAAACCGAUUCCAGGUUCUGCUGAGUACCAUGCAGCAUCACCCCUCCACCGUCAAGGUCAUCGCCAAAGCACACAUGGUCCUGCACAACCUGAUGAGGACCAGGUACCCAGGACUCCAGAACCAGCAGCUCGACCGUGCAGAGAAUAUGAACCGCGAUUUCAUUCCAGUUGCUUGGAGACAGGACUGUAA